GGUACACAGGUCUCUCUCUCUCUCUCAUGCUUUUUUCACUUCCAUCUUAGAUUUUCAAUUCCGGUAGCGAGAAACACGGAACAUUGUUUUUUCUUUGGCUCUCUCAAUUUCACUGUCAAAUUUAUCAAAGGUUUUCUUAUCGCCAUGGAUCUUCAUUUUUUCAUUUGAUCUAUGUAUACCUCCCUUUCUCCUCAAUGAGGACUCAGUCAACUAUCAAAUGCGCUCAUUGCUGUUAACCAAGCCACGCCUGAGGAUAGUUUUUUCAUACCUUUGAUGUUCGAAGGGCUCUUCCAUCUGCCAAAAUGAAGGGACAUGUAAGAUGGAAUGAGGCUAAUAUUGGAGAAAUUGAAGCAAAUAAACCCGUGAGGCAAAAAAUUACUGAACCUAAGACUCCGUAUCAUCCUACGCUUGAUGAUGAAAGUUCUCCAUCCCCUGUUCGAGGAGUCUUUGACGAAUGUAUUGAAGAUCAAAAUCACUCUGCCAAUUCUGAAGGAAAUGCUUUCAAUAAUGCGCUCUCUUCUAGCAGAACAGGAACUACACAAUCUGAUGGCUGGACAUCAUCCGAGGAUGAGGUACAAGAAACUGAAACUGAAGACGAGGAAGAUAAAGGUUUGAGUUUUAAGGAACACAGAAAGGCCCACUAUGAUGAAUUCCUCAAAGUCAAAGAGCUGCAACAGAAUGCUUCUAUCCUAGAUGAUGCAAGUGACGAGGAUAACGGCGCUGAGCUUACCAAGGGGGAGGGGAAAAAUAACUCAACUUCUUCAACGAAUUGUACCUGAAGGAGGCCGACAUCGAGGGAGACAAUGUAUCUUUCACCAAUGCCUCCAGCAAAUAAAAACCUUUCAUUAGCCUUUGUGUAUGAUGGGGAUUAGCUGUAUUAUUGUGUCUUUUGUGUGUAAAAUAUCUUUUCUUUUUUCACCCGGUAUGUUCAUCCGAUCUUGCAUGCUCCAUUUAGGUUUUAGACUCUCUUGUAAUAUGCCAAAUUAGAUUCCCUUUUGGCUAGCACUAAACUUCCUGAUUAUAACACUCCAAAUAACAUGCGAGGGGUGAUUGCAUUGAUGUAAGCAGCUAAGGUUGCAUGCUUAGACGGAUCAAAUUGUAUUGUUUUUAUUAACGAAUUUUAACUCUGCAAUACCUCAGA
Messenger RNA from Vigna unguiculata (cowpea), 1141 nucleotides. RefSeq names its product protein phosphatase inhibitor 2-like. The record is from RefSeq and is a predicted model, not a curated record. NCBI's taxonomy places the organism in Eukaryota, Viridiplantae, Streptophyta, Magnoliopsida, Fabales, Fabaceae. Gene Ontology annotation, biological process: regulation of signal transduction. Gene Ontology annotation, molecular function: protein phosphatase inhibitor activity.